Molecule: messenger RNA, 641 nt
Organism: Kickxella alabastrina
Lineage: Eukaryota; Fungi; Kickxellomycota; Kickxellomycetes; Kickxellales; Kickxellaceae
Product: ribosomal protein L23/L15e core domain-containing protein
Exons: 3
Coding region: 164-568 (134 amino acids)
Biological process (GO): translation
Cellular component (GO): ribosome
Molecular function (GO): structural constituent of ribosome
Source: RefSeq, a predicted model, not a curated record
CACUAAUAGAAAUUCAAAUAGUGUCUGAAAAUGUGAAUGCAUCUGUUGUGCCCACCCCCACCCACACCACCCGACGCGAAUAAGCACCAAGAGAUGGCAGCAUCAACCUUGAAUCCAUCUUUUCCGUUUUGGCACUCCUAAUUGAAUUUCCACACGAGACAAAAUGGCUGACGCUUCCACCGUUACCAUCAGGACCCGCAAGUUCAUGACCAACCGCCUGCUUCAGCGCAAGCAGAUGGUGGUCGAUGUCAUCCACCCCGGCCUUGCCAACCUGAGCAAGGACGACGUCCGCGAGAAGCUUUCCAAGCUUUACAAGGCUGACAAGGAGGCUAUCUUCCCCUUCGGCUUCCGCACCCAGUUCGGUGGAGGUCGGUCCACUGGCUUUGUCCUCAUUUACGAUUCGUUCGAGGCUGCCCAGAAGUUUGAGCCCAAGUUCCGUCUUGUCCGUCAGGGCCACGGCACCCACGGCACCAAGUCCCGCAAGCAGCGCAAGGAGCGCAAGAACCGCCUGAAGAAGCUGCGCGGCACCGCUAAGGCCGGUAAGGACAAGAAGAAGAAGAAGGAGUAAGCGUAGCUCUUGUAGUAUUUUCUUACUUUAUAUUACAAAACAUUGUCAGGCCACUUGUCGGCACUUUUUCUUU